AUGGAAGGCAAUCUGAACAAUUAUCACAAUGAUGCUAUUGAUGAGCUCAUGUUAACAAGCGGGCGUCAUGCGGUCGUUAUUGUUGUUGGUGGUGGACUUGCUGGUCAAUCUGCCGCUAUUGAGGCUGCAAACUGUGGUGCUCAAGUAAUCCUCAUCGAAAAAGAAUCCAAACUUGGUGGUAAUAGUGCCAAAGCUACAUCUGGUAUUAAUGCCUGGGGUACUCGGGCGCAAGCAAAGGCAAGUAUCAUGGAUGGAGGAAAGUACUUUGAGCGAGACACCUUCAAGUCAGGUAUAGGUGGUAACACAGAUCCUAGUCUUGUUAAGGUGUUAUCGGUGAAAAGUGCAGAUGCCAUUCGUUGGUUGACGUGUCUUGGUGUUCCAUUGACAGUACUCUCACAGCUUGGAGGACACAGCCGUAAACGUACACACCGCGCUCCCGAUAAAUCGGACGGAACUCCAGUACCCAUUGGUUUUACCAUUAUGCAAACACUUGAGCGACACAUCCGUAAUAAUCUUUCUGAUCACAUCACAAUUAUGGAGAAUACUUCCGUAACGGCAUUGCUGCAUGAGAGCAAAACACGUCCUGAUGGUGUUGUCCAGGUGAGGGUCAAGGGUGUAGAGAUCACACAGAACGAUGGGGAGAAGACACAGUUGUUGGCAGAUGCCGUCAUUCUUGCUACUGGUGGUUUCUCUAACGACAAGACCGCCAAUUCACUCCUUCAGAAGUACGCACCGCAGCUCUCCAAAUACCCCACGACCAACGGCCCUUGGGCCACUGGUGAUGGUGUGAAACUCGCCAGUGCACUUGGUGUCAAGCUUGUGGACAUGGACAAGGUACAGCUACACCCGACAGGUCUUAUUGACCCUAAAGAUCCGGCAAACCCAACGAAGUUCCUUGGCCCAGAGGCACUUCGUGGAUCUGGUGGUAUUCUGUUAAACAAGAAAGGUGAACGUUUUGUAAAUGAACUCGAUCUCCGUUCUGUUGUAUCACAGGCUAUCAUCAAACAAGAUAAUGAGUAUCCGGGGGCGAAUGGCAGU
This is a messenger RNA of Trypanosoma theileri, 1038 nucleotides long. RefSeq names its product NADH-dependent fumarate reductase. Lineage: Eukaryota; Euglenozoa; Kinetoplastea; Trypanosomatida; Trypanosomatidae. The annotation marks the transcript as partial. The transcript has a single exon. The record is from RefSeq and is a predicted model, not a curated record.